Heteronotia binoei (common prickly gecko) is the source of this 2814-nucleotide messenger RNA. It is a transcript of the gene FAM171A2, whose product is annotated as family with sequence similarity 171 member A2. The record is from RefSeq and is a predicted model, not a curated record. The transcript is spliced from 8 exons. NCBI's taxonomy places the organism in Eukaryota, Metazoa, Chordata, Lepidosauria, Squamata, Gekkonidae. The coding region runs from base 1 to 2598 and encodes 865 amino acids.
AUGGUGCGGGGGGCGCGGGCUGCGGCCAUGCGCCUGGCCCUCCUGCUGCCGCUGCUCGUGGGCUCCGGCUGGCCGGCGCGGGGGAAGGCGCUGCAGCAACAGCCGGCGGCGGCUCCGGAGCCUCGCAGCCCGCAGGAAGUUGUGAUCAAAGUCCAGGUGUACGAGAAUGGGGAUUUGUCUCCGCUCCCUCUGGCUGCUGUGGAAGUGUUUGGGAACCAGACCUCACUGGCUUCGGGUGCCACGGACCACGAGGGGGUCAGCAUGCUGCCCAUCCACUAUCGCUUGGGAACCUGGGUCCUUGUCACAGCCUCCAAACGUGGCUUCAUCACAAACUCAGUUCCUUGGCGCGUCAGCAAGCUGCCACUCUAUGCCUCUGUCAGCCUCUACCUGCUUCCAGAGCGGCCUGCUACGCUCAUCCUGUAUGACGACGUGGUGCAAAUCCUUCUCAGUUCGCCAGGAGCGAAGAGUCAGCCAUGGGCACAGUUCCCCCGCAAAUCGGCCCGCCUGCCCCGCAACUCAACCUACAGCCAACUCUCGGCCUCUCUGACAGCCGCCAGCAGCGGGCCGGACAUGAGAGGUUUCCCGUCCUUUAUCGGAAUGGAAAGCAACGGCAGUGUUGGCAGUCCCUGGCUGGAGCUGGUGCCCGUCGUUGCUGUUAGCGUCCACCUCUUCACUGGCAACGGGACUGAAGUCCAGCUCUCGGGCCCCGUCCAGCUGUCCAUCCCACUGCUGCCCGAUUCUGCUGCCGCGGCAUCUUCCACCGUGCCAGCCUGGCGCUUUGACCUCAAGAGUGGUUUGUGGGUUCGAAAUGGGACCGGCGUCAUCCGAAAGGAAGGGAACCAGCUUUUUUGGACCUUCUCUUCCCCACAGCUGGGUUACUGGGCAGCUGCUAUGCUCUCCCCAACAUCAGGGCUGGCCAGUGGAGCAGCAGGCUUGAAGGACCUGGUCACUUACCACACCCUCAUUCUGCUGACCAUCCUUGGUGCACUAGCCUUGCUGGUCCUCAUUCUGCUCUGCCUCCUGAUCUACUACUGCAGGAGGCUGUGUCUGAAGCCACGGCAGCAACAUCGAAAGCUUCAGCUCUCUGGCGCCCUGGAUGCCUCCAAGAAAGACCAGGCCACCUCCAUGUCCCAGAUCAACCUCAUCUGCACGAGCCACAUGGAAACGGCCUCCUCCAACGGGGACAUGGACCUUCACACGCCCAUCCUCAAGUCGGCCUUCUCCUCCUCCCGUGAAUUUGAGAGCUCCCGCGAGGAGUUCUUCAAGCAAGUCUCCAGCCAGAAGGCGCGCCAUGCCGGCAAGGCCUCCGCGGCAGACACGCUGAGCCAGAGGGGACCCUGCAAAGAUGAUUACCCUCGAGUGACGGAGGGCUACUCGCUCAAGGCAGCCCGCUCCAUGGACGUCCCUGGCCCGCUCGAACCCCCGCUCUUGGAGGACUACAAGCGCAGCUGUUCCCACCAGCGCAUGGAGGAUAAAAGCACUGAGACCCAGCGCAAGCAAGGACGCAGCGACGGCAAGGCCUACCUGCAGGAGCCGCCCUCGCCACCCCCUCUCCCCCCACCCUUUGACCACUAUAUGGGCCACAAAGGGGACCCCAAGCCCCCCGACUACAUGCUGUCCCAGUCUGUAGACCACCUGGCUCGCCCCACCUCCCUGAGCCAGCCGGGGCAGCUCAUCUUCUGCGGCUCCAUCGACCACAUGAAGGACAGCAUGUAUCGCAACGUCAUGCCGACCCUUGUCAUUCCGGCCCACUACAUGCGCUUGGCAUCGUCGGAGCAGCCUCCCGGGAGCUCGGAGAACCAACCGGACAUGGACCCAGCUGGCCUGGGGCUGCCUCACCAGUUUGGCCCCCAAGAGCAGCAGCGGCAACAGCUCCUGCAGCAGCAGCUUCAGCACUCGCAGUUUCAGCUGCAGCAGCACCCGUCAGACGAGGCAGAGGGGAAGGGCUGGGGUCCCCACGCCCAGUCCGUCAGCGGCUCGGUUACCAUCCCUGUGUUGCUGAACGAGUCCACCAUGGCCCAGUUGAACGGGGAACUUCAGGCGCUCACCGAGAAGAAGCUGCUGGAGCUGGGGGUGAAGCCCCACCCCCGGGCCUGGUUCGUGUCCCUGGACGGGCGCUCCUCGCAGGUCCGCCACUCGUACAUCGACCUUCAGGGCAACGAGAGGAGCCGGAGUAACGACGCCAGCCUCGAUUCGGGCGUGGACGUCAACGAGGCCAAGCCCCCCAAGCGCCUCAAGGAGGAGCGCCUGGCCUCCACCAUGGCCCCAGCCUACUCCAAGCUGGUUUUUGCCGACGCCGACACGGAACAGAGCAGCAGCGAGAGCCGCACCGCCAUCUGCUCUCCUGAGGACAACUCGCUGACCCCCCUGCUGGACGAGAACACCGACCACCGCGCCGCCACCAUUCCCCGACGUGGGCGCAGCCGCGGCAACAGCUCCCGCAGCAGUAACAGCAACAGCGAGCUGCGGCGUGACUCCAUGACCAGCCCCGAAGAUGACAGUAACGAGCCCUCCGAAGGGACGGACGACCAGGGUGACAAGAAGAGCCCGUGGCAGAAACGCGAAGAGCGGCCCCUCAUGGUCUUUAACGUGAAGUAGCCUGCAGGCCGGUGGAGUCACCCUCCUUGUGCGGUGAGGGGCAUCAGAGGUGAUGGACCCCACGGAGGACAGGUCUGGCGUGCCUCCUCUUUCUUCCUUGCAUCUGGUCAAGGCCUGGCAGAGCAGGGGCCCCAGACGUCUUGACAGCGGAGAGACACCGACACAACAAGAAAGCAGGGUGGGGGAGCCUGGCCCGGCUUUGUCACUGUUGUCCCA